Molecule: messenger RNA, 237 nt
Organism: Triticum turgidum subsp. durum (durum wheat)
Lineage: Eukaryota; Viridiplantae; Streptophyta; Magnoliopsida; Poales; Poaceae
Source: the annotation of a GenBank genome assembly
AUGUCUUGUCCAACAAGGGUGAUCGACGCGGACUACCACAGCCUGGUGGGUGUCGUUCUCUUCAACCACUCGGAGGUGGACUUCUCCGUGAAGCCCGGAGACUGUGUCGUGCAGAUGAUCGUCCAGGUGAUUGCGAAUUGCGACGCCGGAGGUCGCCGAGGUGGAGGACCUCGACGUCACCGUCUGGCGGGAGGGAGGGUUUGGGUCCACCGGUGUUUGAACCCCGAGUCUUUGUAG